AUGCAGCAGAAAGGCAUUAUGCUGAUUUUCUUCUUGGAAUAUUUUCUUUCUGGUCAUGGGGAAGCAGACCCCAUGAGGCUCCGAUCCUUCCGUUGCAACGGCCGUUCUUGCAACCCUCCAGUGGGAAACCUUGCAAGAGGGAGGACACCAGUCACUCUCACCACGUGUGGCCAGAACAGUACAGAACUGUACUGCUUCUACCCAGACCAGCAUCUCCUCCACCAGGUCUCCCAUGGCUGUGGGCAGCCUCGGUGCACCAAAUGCAAUGCCAACCAGCCUGAUAACUCCCAUCUCCCUGCUGACAUGACAGACGAUUUCUUUGCAAACCCCACCUCCUGGUGGCAGUCUGCCCAAGGGGUACACAGGGAAGAAAUCAGACUGGACUUUGAAACAGAAUUCUACCUGACCCAUGUCAUUGCUGUGUUCAAGUCACCUCGCCCAGCUGCGAUGGUGUUGGAAAGAUCCCAGGACUAUGGGCAGACUUGGAGGCCCUACAAGUAUUUCUCUGUCAACUGUACAGCAACUUUUGGGCUCCAGGAUGAUCUCACUGAGGAGGGCUCCAUGUGCACCUCCAGGUAUUCAGAUGCAGUGCCCUGCACCAGAGGAGAGGUGAUUUAUCGUGCCUUAAGUCCGGCUAACAAGAUCGAAGACCCCUAUAGUCCUGAGGCUCAAGAUCUCCUGAAACUCACCAACCUCCGCCUCCUUUUGUUAAAAAGACAAGAAUGUCCAUGCCAUGGUUCAGGAUCGGUAGAGAAGCCUCAGAGAUUUGCCCACUAUGCUAUUUAUGACCUGAUCAUCCGGGGCAGCUGCUUUUGCAAUGGGCACGCAGAGCAAUGCGAGCUUGCCAACAGGACAGGAGUCAUCGAGAGCAUGGUCCAUGGGAAGUGUGUAUGUAGACACAACACAGCAGGGGACCACUGUGAGAAAUGUGCACCCCUAUACAAUGAUCAGCCUUGGAAGCCAGGAGAUGGAAAAACAGGGGCACCAAAUGAAUGCAGAAAGUGUCGCUGUCACAACCAUGCUGACAGCUGCCAUUUUGACCUGAGUGCCUGGCUGGCAUCAGGAAAGAGCAGUGGUGGAGUCUGUGACAACUGCAAGCACAACACGGAGGGACAUCGGUGUCAGAGGUGCAAACCGGGGUAUUACCGAGACCAUGGGAAGCCCAUGUCUUCUCCUGAGGUCUGCAAACCUUGCUCCUGCCAGCCAAUGGGUUCAGCCAAUGCAACUUUCAGCAGAAGCUGGAGAUGCCACCCCAAGACUGGAUUCUGCUACUGCAAGCCAGGUGUGGCAGGUCCCAACUGUGACAGAUGUCUCAUGGGCUACUGGGGCUUUGGAGAAAACGGCUGUCGCCCUUGUGACUGUGCCAGAGACUGCGACCAGCAUACUGGGAACUGUUUCAAUGGCUAUGACAAUGAGCCAUUCUUUAACAUCCCCAUUGGGGGACGAAUCCCUGACCUUGUGCAACUGCCAACCAACGAGAGUGAGGAGGAGUGGAAAUGGAAUGACCAUGAGCAGGGAUUUUCUGCACUGAGGCACCCAGAAAAGUGUGUGUGCAAAGAAAAGGUGCUUGGAAGUGUCACUGACUUCUGCCAAAUGAAAUAUGCUUAUGUGAUAAAAGCAAGAAUCCUAUCAGCUCAUGACAAAGGGACCCACGCAGAAGUUGUUGUGAAAGUGAAGAAGGUUCUGAAAGCAGGCAAAGUGAAAAUUGCUCGAAGCAACAGAAGCAUUUACCCAGAAUCUUGGACCAACAGGGGAUGUACUUGUCCCAUUCUCAAUCCAGGUACUGACUAUCUUAUAGCAGGCCAGGAGGACUCUAGGACCAGCAAACUCCUUGUGAAUAUGAACAGCCUGGUGAAACCCUGGAAAGCAUAUUUGGGAAAACAAGUAUCAGACAUUCUUCGAACUGGGUGCAAAUAA
Molecule: messenger RNA, 1917 nt
Organism: Chaetura pelagica (chimney swift)
Lineage: Eukaryota; Metazoa; Chordata; Aves; Apodiformes; Apodidae
Product: netrin-4-like
Exons: 10
Coding region: 1-1917 (638 amino acids)
Biological process (GO): substrate adhesion-dependent cell spreading; basement membrane assembly; cell migration
Cellular component (GO): laminin trimer
Molecular function (GO): protein binding
Source: RefSeq, a predicted model, not a curated record